Messenger RNA from Ochlerotatus camptorhynchus, 850 nucleotides. RefSeq names its product mpv17-like protein. Gene Ontology annotation, cellular component: mitochondrion; cytoplasm; membrane. The record is from RefSeq and is a predicted model, not a curated record. NCBI's taxonomy places the organism in Eukaryota, Metazoa, Arthropoda, Insecta, Diptera, Culicidae. The transcript is spliced from 4 exons. The coding region runs from base 199 to 771 and encodes 190 amino acids. Gene Ontology annotation, biological process: cellular response to reactive oxygen species.
AUUUCGAAUGCUAAGAAUCAUCAUCUCAGUAUUACAACCACCGAAUAACGAGUGCAACGUUCAAAAAUUCAGAGCAAAUCCACCGUUCAAGUAACCAAUCGCGCAAAUAAUAUGUUUACGUAACAAAAUCAUCUCUCAUAACAUUCGAACGUUGUAAGUGAUUGAGUUAGUACAAUUGUCCAUAUCAGAACUAAACAAAUGAUCCCAAUGAUGUUUAAUCGGGCGCGUGUGUUCCUAAAUCGAUACCCCGUCGCCCGUGGCAUGGUAACAUACAGUUUACUGUGGCCUACCGGAUGCCUUAUUCAGCAGUCGGUCACUGGAACCAAAUGGAGAGACUUGGACUGGAAGAAAUGCUUCAGAUUUUUCGUGUACGGCGGUUUCAUCGUUGCACCCAGUCUCUACUGCUGGAUAAGGCUAGCGUCCAUGAUGUGGCCAGCGCAGACCCUUAGAUCUGCAAUAGCAAAGGCUCUCACAGAACAAAUCAGCUACACGCCGUUGGCCAUGACAUGUUUCUACUUCGGAAUGAGUCUACUGGAAUCGAAAACAGUCGAAGAAUCGUUCCAGGAAGUUAAAGCUAAAGUCCCACCAACGUACAAGGUGGCUAUAUGUAUCUGGCCAGUGCUACAAACUUUCAAUUUUUCAGUCGUUCCCGAGAAAAAUCGUGUUCCUUUUGUAAGUAUGUGCAGUCUUUUGUGGACGAUUUUUCUCGCAUAUAUGAAGCAGUUAGAACUUGAAAAAUUGCAGCAAGGUAAUUCUUUGAUCGCAAAAUGAAGAAUACGUUUUGUACAUGCUUUCGGAACAAAUAAAAGUAUUAAAAGUUUUUAAAACUACGAUCAGUAAAUCAAGACUU